This is a messenger RNA of Salvia splendens (bonfire salvia), 2967 nucleotides long. Its product is annotated as scarecrow-like protein 14. Lineage: Eukaryota; Viridiplantae; Streptophyta; Magnoliopsida; Lamiales; Lamiaceae. Bases 222 to 2498 code for a protein of 758 amino acids. The transcript has 2 exons. The record is from RefSeq and is a predicted model, not a curated record.
AGAAGAGAGAGACAGAGCUGGAGAAGUCAGAUGAGCAAACGGCGGAUCGCGUGGAUAUUUCUCCCAAAUCUGAUAAUCUUCAGCUAAUCAUUCGUUCUGGUUUUUCAGUUUCAUAAGCUAACAAUUCGGUAGAAGUUGGCUCCUUUUCGGAGAGUAGAAAUUCAAAAUUGGUUGGAGAUUUAGGAAAGUAGUAACCUACUACAGUUUAAUUUGACUUUGAGAUGAAUGGUUACAACAAAGGAGAAGGCCAUGGAUCAGGAAUUUGGUGUUCUGAUGAGGCAACUUCUAGAAUGAGAUAUAACAACCAAACUAUGCCAAGAUUUGCAGAUCUAACUCCAGUCGACAAUGUGAGAGCCAGUGAUAGUUUUCAAAAUUUGAGUCAUGCUGAUGUUAUACCAGUUUCCACCCAUGCAAAUUUUGAUGCAUUAGUCCAAUUACCCGAAGGCGAUUCUGCAGUGGAUCUUGAUUUUAGUGAUGCAGUUCUUAAGUAUAUAAAUCAUAUCCUCCUGGAAGAGGAUUUGGAAGAGGAAACAUUCAUGUUUCGAGGGUCAGCUGCUCUUCAAGCUGCAGAAAAAUCAUUAUUUGAGGUUAUUGAAAAACAAUAUCCUGCAGCCACAGAUUAUCAGUGCAGAUCUAAUUUAGAUAAGAUCACUGAGAAGCCUGAUAAAAACUUGUCUGGGGUAAAUGACUGCAUUGGUUCCUAUGAUUCAGGAACAUUACUUCCUGAUUGGAAUCCUGAUUUUGACUGUGAUGGGCUAAACAUAUGUCAUGAUACUGCCAAAAGAAAUUCACGGUCGACUUCUCAGUCUUCUAAUGCUUCAUCAAGUAGCAGUGGAACCCAAGGUCCCAUAGAUUCUCCUGCGAGCACCCUUAGAAUCCCUGAUAUAUUUGGUGAUAGUCAAUCAGCUAUGCAGUUUAAGAAAGGAUUCGAAGAAGCAAGCAAGUUUCUUCCCAAUGGAAUUAAUUUAGUUGCUGGUUUGGGGCAUGAUAGUCUGUUGCCGAAGGAAGGCUCUCCUGAUCUUUCAGUCAGAGUGGACAAUAAAAUUGGUAAUGAUGAAGUUGUUGAUGUUUUAAGAGGGAAGAAGAAUCCAUACCAUGAAAGCUUAGGUUUGGAAGAGGAAAGGAGUAACAAACAAUCAGCCAUUUUUGCUGAAUCAACUGUGAGCUCAGACAUGUUUGAUAGGGUCCUCCUAUGCAGUGGAGGAAAAAAUGACACCGCCCUUCGUGAAGCAUUGAAUGAGAUAACCCGAAAUGACCAACAGAGUGGUCCAUCAAAGGGAUCUAGUGGUGGAAAAACUGGUGGUAAGAAGAAGCAAGGCAAAAGGAAUGUGGUAGAUAUGAGAACCCUCCUGACUCUUUGCGCACAAGCUGUUGCAGCAGACGAUCGUAGGACUGCAAAUGAACUUCUAAAGCAAAUCAGACAGCAUGCUACGCCAUCAGGAGAUGGAAUGCAGAGACUAGCACAUUAUUUUGCUGAUGGACUUGAGGCACGUAUGGCUGGAUCUGGUACUCAGAUAUAUACAUCCCUCCUUAGUCUGCCUACUUCUGCUGCCGAUGUAUUGAAAGCAUACCAUACAUAUCUUGCUACAUGUCCGUUCAGGAAGAUAACUAAUUUCUUUGCGAAUAAGACCAUCAUGAAUGUCUCUGAGAAAGCCACAAAACUCCACAUCAUUGAUUUUGGUAUUCUCUUUGGGUUUCAAUGGCCUUCCUUUCUUCAAAAGCUCUCGAUGAGACCUGGUGGACCCCCUAAACUUCGUAUCACCGGUAUUGAUUUUCCUUGCCCAGGUUUUCGCCCAUCCAUAAGGGUUGAAGAGACUGGGAGGCGUUUGGCUAGUUACGCUAAAACCUUUGGAGUUCCAUUUGAGUUCCAUGCUAUUGCUCAAAAGUGGGAAACGAUUAAACUAGAAGAUCUUAAGAUCCGGAAAGAUGAGAUGGUGGCUGUGAGCAGUCAUUUUAAUUUAAAGAAUCUGCUGGAUGAAACUGUUGUGGUGAACAGUCCAAGAAAUAUGGUCUUGAACCUUAUCAGGAAGACGAAUCCUGCUGUCUUCGUUCUGGGGAUAAAGAAUGGUGCCUACAAUGCCCCCUUUUUUGUCACGAGAUUCCGGGAGCUACUCUUUUACUACUCAUCUAUUUUCGAUAUGCUAGAUGCUAUUAUUCCCCGAGGAAUUCAUGAGAGAAUGCUGCUUGAGAAAAUAAUAUUUGGGCGUGAGGCAAAGAAUGUAAUUGCAUGUGAAGGUGCUGAGCGGAUUGAGAGACCAGAGACAUACAAGCAAUGGCAGGUCAGACUUAUAAGGGCUGGCUUUGAGCAGCUUCCUCUGGAUGUGGAGAUAACGACAAUGGCUAGAAAUAGAGUUGAAUCAUUAUACCACAAGGACUUUGUGGUAGAUGAAGACAGUCAGUGGUUGUUGCAUGGGUGGAAGGGACGCAUUCUUUAUGCUGCUUCUUCUUGGAGACCUGCUCAUCGGAACUCAAAAAUUGCAUAUACGAUGCCAAGAUAAUCAACCCCUGGCCAUUCCAACUUCUUCAAUACCUUUGGAAUUUGAACUUCUUCCAUUUGUAAGGAUCAUUUCUCCAUCUAUCAACUGGAACGCUACACUAAUUGUAAAUCAUUUUGAGUUGUCUACACUAAUCCAGCUAUCCUGCGCAUUUCAGCUGGGUAAUCUGACUGAAGAACCUCAUUGGUGAUGCACACAUUCGCCCAACACUCGCUGUGCCAACUGCCUACCAGACUUCCAUGUAUACUUGAACGUUCGAGGGUGGCUGAAGUGGAAAACCUUUGACAAUGCUAACAGGUAACAGCUCUAGGAGUUCGUCACAUGUAGUCUGUCGAGAUAAUGCUGUGCAAUAUGAUGUUGUAGAAGGAUUGUUUCGUAUAGUGAUUGUUAGCUUUUACUUUGAUGCACUUGUAACCAGUUUGAUCAUAGAAAUGACAAUGUAGUUUACAUAAUGUGGGAAUUUGUCAUCAAA